AUGGCUGAGGAGAAGAGCUUUCGUUAUGGGUUCAUCAUGCUGGGUUUCUUCCUGGUGAUGACGGGCAUGUUCAUCAUGAGCGUGGAAAAACCCCAGAUCUACAUCACCUUCUGUGCCCUGGGCGUCCUGCUUGUAGCCGUGGGCAUCACCUGGAGCAUGUGCCAGUGCUACCCGAAGAUAACGUUUGUCCCCGUGGACCCCGAGGCUGAGCAGUUCCUGGACCACAAACCUGUCGUGCUGAUGGAGAGGGACACCUGCUUGCAGGCGCCCUGCCCCAGCCGAGAGGCCACCAGCGCCUACGAGAAGAGCCUGCCGUCCUUCGAGCAGCUCCCGAGGGGCUCGGCCCCAGGGGACGCCCCGCUGGCAUCCCUCCUGGAGGACAUGGACACACCGUCGCUGGUGGGCUCGGUGCCUGCGAGCCCUGUGCCACGGGGCCGGUCCCCACCAUCUGCCACCUGCUCCAGCUGCACCCUGACCAGCUCCACGGUGGGAGGACAGCACCCCGGCUCCCCCCACGGAGGUGCCAGGGAGGAUGACCUCUACUACGGGCUCCAGGAAGGGUCGGGUGCUCUGCUCGAGGACAGCGAGCACCUUUUUGAGCCUGAAAACUGA
Molecule: messenger RNA, 612 nt
Organism: Merops nubicus (carmine bee-eater)
Lineage: Eukaryota; Metazoa; Chordata; Aves; Coraciiformes; Meropidae
Gene: BSND
Product: barttin CLCNK-type chloride channel accessory beta subunit
Exons: 4
Coding region: 1-612 (203 amino acids)
Biological process (GO): chloride transport
Cellular component (GO): basolateral plasma membrane
Molecular function (GO): chloride channel regulator activity
Source: RefSeq, a predicted model, not a curated record